Messenger RNA from Gastrolobium bilobum, 1374 nucleotides. RefSeq lists its product as uncharacterized. The transcript is spliced from 3 exons. The record is from RefSeq and is a predicted model, not a curated record. The coding region runs from base 1 to 1374 and encodes 457 amino acids. Lineage: Eukaryota; Viridiplantae; Streptophyta; Magnoliopsida; Fabales; Fabaceae.
AUGAACCAAAGGCCAUACAACAAUCAGCAGCAAAAGUAUCAACAAGGCAGAAGCAGUGGGAACGGAGCCUAUGAACCACAGAGAAGAACCAAUUAUGCUCCAUUCCAAAGAGAUGACCAACCCAUCAACACCCUGAAAAGCUAUGACAAAGAAUAUGUUACCAGGAACGAUGCUGUGGUCAGAAACAUUGAGUCCCACCUGGGACAGAUAGCUGGGGAACGUGACAAACCACCACAACAGGCAGCUGUGGAGCAAAACCUAGAACUUGAGGAAGAAGUUGAAGUUGAGAAAGAUCCAGUGGAGAGUAGCAAAACAAGCAGUCCACCACAAACCAAGCAAGUCCCAGUCAAAAUUCCGUUCCCCCAAAGAACAAGGAAGCAACAAGAUGAUAAGCAGUUUGGAAAGUUUCUAGACAUUCUAAAACAACUCCACAUCAACAUACCCGUGGUAGACGCGCUGGAACAGAUGCCCAAGUAUGUCAAAUUCAUGAAGGACGUUAUCUCUAAAAAGAGAGGAAUAACAGAAUAUGAAACUGUGAAGAUGACACAAGAAAGCUGCCAAUACUUGGGCAAACUCCCACCUAAGCUACGGGAUCCAGGAAGUUUCACCAUACCUUGUACAAUAAAGAACACGUACCAAAGUAAAGCCUUGUGCGACUUAGGGGCAAGCAUCAACCUCAUGCCCUCCUCAGUUUUUAAACAAUUGGCCACAGGACCAGCAAAACCAACCAUUGUAACCUUACAGAUGGAAGAUAGAUCCAUUAUCAAACCAGAAGGAAAGGUGGAAGAUCUACUAGUCAAAGUAGAUAAAUUUAUCUUUCCUGCUGACUUCAUCAUUUUGGACUAUAAAGCAGAUAUAAACGUUCCCAUCAUCCUGGGACGACCGUUCCUAGCAACCGGAGGAGCGGUCAUCAAUGUGCAAGAAGGGGAACUUACCAUGCGAGUACAUGAUGAUGAAGUUAAAUUCAAUGUCAUCAAAGCAAUGAAAUUUCAUGAUGAGGAUGAAGAUCUGGAAGAAUGCUCUGCAAUCACGUUAUCAGAUAACCAGAUCAAUAUAAACCCAAAAGUCAAAGAAAUGGAAGAGGGUGAAGGAGUGGAAGUCUUCAUGGACGAUUUCUCAGUUUUGGGAACGUCGUUUGAUCACUGUCUGGUCAACUUAGAAGAAGUUCUUCAAAGAUAUAUCUCUUCUAAUCUGGUUCUUAACUGGGAGAAAUGCCAUUUCAUGGUAAAAGAAGGAAUUGUCUUAGGACAUAAAAUCUCCAGGAACGAAUUAGAAGUGGACCAAGCCAAAGUAGAAGCCAUAACAAAGAUGCCACCUCCAGUAAGUGUUAAAACGCUGAGGUCAUCUCUUGGGCAUGCAGGUUUUUACAAAUGA